AUGGCUCAACUCGAUAUUGUACAGGACAGCAAUGAAGACUUUACCCCGUAUUGGGUAAGUAAGUUCAGAAAGCAAUUUGACAUCUUUGACGUCAACCAAGACGGGGUUGUAACGGAAGAGGAGCACACUGUUGCGACAACGGAACGUGCUAAACGUGUUUUGCCAUCAUGGAGAGCUAAAGCAGUGUAUGGUGUUAUGACCAUGUCGUAUCACACAUGGUGGUCAAAUGAAUACACCGACUUUAAAACAUUCAUUACAUUUGAUGAUUGGAUCCAAUCUUUUGAAAAGGACAACGGCUAUACGAGUGAUGAGGUAGUCGAAUUUGCUUUGGACUUUUUCCAUAUUGUUGACGUCAACUGCAAUGAAGAAUUAACACUUAAGGAAUACUCCAAAUUUCUUGACAUAUUUCGUAACACGGCUGACAUUCAAGUAAUUUUCCGUGCCAUUGACCGUGAUAGAAAUAACGUUAUUGACGUUAAGGAGUUUUCAUACGGAAUGAAACAUUUUGUCUACGAUGAAGCAGCUGACUCCGCUGCAUACAUUUUUGGGUCUCGGGGUUAA
Messenger RNA from Lingula anatina, 561 nucleotides. Its product is annotated as aequorin-2-like. Lineage: Eukaryota; Metazoa; Brachiopoda; Lingulata; Lingulida; Lingulidae. The record is from RefSeq and is a predicted model, not a curated record.